Erigeron canadensis is the source of this 1181-nucleotide messenger RNA. RefSeq lists its product as uncharacterized. The record is from RefSeq and is a predicted model, not a curated record. Bases 318 to 968 code for a protein of 216 amino acids. Gene Ontology annotation, cellular component: endoplasmic reticulum; endoplasmic reticulum membrane. Gene Ontology annotation, biological process: intracellular protein transport; endoplasmic reticulum to Golgi vesicle-mediated transport. The transcript is spliced from 2 exons. NCBI's taxonomy places the organism in Eukaryota, Viridiplantae, Streptophyta, Magnoliopsida, Asterales, Asteraceae.
AUAUACAAAGUACCGUCAUCCUCACUCUAUUCACACUUCACUUUCAUACCAUAUAUUCGUUUUAAUCGCUUUUCAAACCCCAUUUCCCAAACACACCCUAAAGAUCUUUCCUUUAUUAGAUCUAAUCAAAACCCAGUUCACAAAAACCAAGAUUCCAUAUGGGUUUUAUGUUUGAAGCUAAAACCUUAGCUCAUUAUGCUAUUUGAAGCCAAUCUUGAAUUGGAUUCCACUAGUUAUUUAAUAUAUUGAUAUAUAUAUAUAUAUAUAUAGAUAUAUUUGGGAGAUAUAUAUACUAUAUAUUUUUUGAUAUAUUAAAGAUGAUACAAUUAUUGUUCUUUGUUGUAUUUGCUGAGGCAUUUGUGGCAUUUCUUUUAAUGGUGAAAAUUGGGCCACUCAGAGAGUUAGUUAUGAAUGGUUUGGAUCAAGUGAAAAUGAGAAAAGGAACUGUUUUGACAAUUGCUGGGACUAUGUCUGUGAUUUUGUUUUCAAAUUGGAUUAGUAUUGUUAAAAUUCAAAACAAAGGGGCUAAAAUUGGUACUAUGACACCUAUGGAUCAAGUUCUUUGGAGGACUCAUCUGCUUGAGGCUUCACUCAUGGGAUUCUCACUGUAUCUUGGCUUUUUAAUUGAUCGAAUGCACCAUCAUCUUCAAAAGUUAAUUAAUCUGAGAAAAAAUGGUGGUUCAUCAAAAAAAGAAGUAGAAAGGCUUGAGGCAGAGAAGUUAGAGCUAAAAGAAAAUGAAGAGAAAGCAAAGGAAGAAAUUAAACGGCUGCAGAAAGAAACAUCUAGUUUAUCAGAAAGCUUGAAGAAGCUUAAGUUGGAGUCCAAAGAAAAAGAUAAAAAGAUUGAAACUGCAGAAGCCCAUGUUGCUUCUCUUCAGAAACAAUCUGCUGAUUUGCUUCUUGAAUAUGAUCGCCUUCUUGAAGACAAUCAAACACUUCAAGCCCAAACAAAAAGUCGGCAUUUUUGAGGUUAGAUUCUUAUGUUAGAAAUUAAACCGUGUUUUCCCGGAAUGUAUUGUUCUUCAUGGAAGGUGGUGGGAUAGUGAAAUUCGGUGUUUGACUCUAGUUUAGACAUGAUCUUGUGUAUGUUGUUGUGUUUCUUGGACACCCAAUUUUCGUGUCAUUUUUUGGAAACAUCAUGCUGUAAGCUGUAUACAAGAAAUGUAACUCGCUUUAAAUCA